Penicillium atrosanguineum is the source of this 942-nucleotide messenger RNA. RefSeq names its product putative GPI anchored cell wall protein (Dan4). The record is from RefSeq and is a predicted model, not a curated record. The transcript has a single exon. Bases 1 to 942 code for a protein of 313 amino acids. NCBI's taxonomy places the organism in Eukaryota, Fungi, Ascomycota, Eurotiomycetes, Eurotiales, Aspergillaceae.
AUGCUGCGUGUCAGCUUGCUCCAGGUGUUCAUCCUGUCGGUGAUGCUCCUGGCCACCGUGUUCGCGGCCGAUCAGCCUCCUGCCGAUCAGCACGGUGUCGCCUCCCGUGAGUCCCUCCAGGACGCGCUUGCUGGUAUCAAUGUGGCCUCGAUUCACGAUGCCUUGCAUGUCCUCUCCACCAAGUUCCGUGACGGAAUCUUCCCGACUGACAUCAGUGCCGCCGAGGCCCUGAAAGAUGAAGAUGAGAAGAUUGCAAGUCUGCUGCGUGUUGUGAAGCGUCAGGAAAAUGCCACCACUUCUGACACUGCUGCGACCACGCCAGCUGCUGCCACUACCUCAAGCAGUAACCCGAUUACUACUGCCGAGUCUACCCAGAGCACCUCAUCCGAGUCGACCUCCUCUACGGUGCCUAGCACGACCAGCUCGAGCUCUAGCUCCCGCUCUAGCUCCAGCUCGGAUUCCACAACGGAUUCUACAACGAGUUCUACAACGAGUUCUACAACGGAUUCCACUUCGACCACUAGCUCCAGAACUAGCUCAAGCUCAGCCCCAAGCUCCACUGAAGUGACUACCACCUCAUCCACAGAGAGUUCUUCGACUAGUGUCCCUACGACAUCGACGACUUCUGUUCCCUCAACUCUUUCGACUACUACUAGCACCUCGUCGACCGAAUCGUCCGCGGACACGACGACUUCUGCUACUAGCACCGACAGCUCAUACACCUCAACCUACAAGAGCACCACCACCCUGCCCGACGGCAGCUUAAGCACAAUCACGUCCACCACAAUCGUGCACGUCAACCCCACCGGCAAAUCCGGCACGUCCACCACCACCAGCUCCCCCGGUCUCCAAACCGGAGCCGCUGCAUUGACCACCGCCGGACUCGCCCGCGAGGUCCUCGCCAUGCUCGGUGGAGCAAUCGUGGUAGCAUUGGCUCUGUGA